This is a messenger RNA of Lactuca virosa, 3583 nucleotides long. NCBI's taxonomy places the organism in Eukaryota, Viridiplantae, Streptophyta, Magnoliopsida, Asterales, Asteraceae. The record is from the annotation of a GenBank genome assembly.
AUGGUUGUUCUCUCUGAACUUUGUGAAGGAUCUUCAUCUUCUUCAUCAACUCAAGCUCAUAGAUAUGACGUAUUUUUAAGUUUCAGAGGUGUUGACACUCGUCAUAGUUUCACUAAUCACCUUUACAAUGCACUCAUGCAUGCCAAUAUCACUACCUUCUUGGAUGAUGAAGAGAUAGAAACAGGGGAAGAUCUGAAACCAGAAUUGGAAUAUGCCAUUAAAGCAUCUAGGGCUUCUGUUAUCGUGUUGUCCAAAAAUUAUGCUACUUCCACAUGGUGUCUUGAUGAACUGGUGUUGAUCCUUGAACAACAUAUGAAAUCCAAUCAUAUUAUCAUCCCCAUCUUUUAUCAUGUUGAGCCCACCAGUGUCAGGAAGCAACAAAGUAGCUUCGGAGAUGCAAUGGCUAAGCAUAGACAGAAGAUGGAGGCAGAGACAAAUUCAAAUAAAAGAAAUCAAUGGUCUCAAAAGAUAGAGCUUUGGAAUAAAGCGCUUAGAGAAGUUGCUGACUUAAAAGGGAAGGAUGCAAACAGCAGGCAAGAGGUGGAGUUAAUUGAUGAAAUUGUCAAGGACAUCUACCGGAGAUUAUGUGUAUCGUCAAGGUUUCCACUACCACAACUUAUUGGGAUGGAAAACUCCAUUAAACUUGUCACUUCGUGGUUGAAAGAUGCAACAUCCCAUACGACAGACAUACUCACUAUUUUGGGUAUGGGUGGGAUCGGGAAGACGUCUUUAGCGAAAUAUGUCUAUGUGCUACAUUCUCAUGAAUUUGACAACAGCAGCUUCAUUGCAGAUGUCAAUAGGCGAUGUGAUACAAAAUAUAAUGGGACGAUUGAUGUACAAAAACAACUCUACAAUGACAUCUCCAAACCAAGUUCAGUUCAAGUUCAUGAUGUUUCUAUAUACACCUCAAUGAUUGAGAAUGCAUUAGCCCGUAAAAAGGUGUUUCUAGUUCUUGAUGAUAUUGGUAGUAUCAAUCAUCUAGAUGCGUUACUUGGAAGCAAAGGUUUUCACCCAGGAAGCAAAAUUCUAAUAACAACAAAAGAUGCAUGGUUGACACAGAGUAGUUUACCAUUCAAAACGAACAUUAAACCCAACUAUGCAGAGCACAAGCUUAGUGGCUUAUCUACUAUUGAAGCACGAAAACUUUUGUGUUUUCAUGCAUUCAUGUGCAACAAUCCCAAGGCAGGUUAUGAAGAGGUGUCAGAAAAACUUGUGAAGUAUUGUGGCGGACAUCCAAUGGCUCUUAAAGUUUUGGGUAGGUCUCUACAUAAUCGAGAUGUAACUUAUUGGGAGGGGUACAUAGACACACUAAAGAAAGAAAAUAAUUCCCCUAUAAAUAAUGUCUUGAGAAUGAGCUUUGACUCGUUGUCAUCAGAAAAUGACAAGGACUUGUUUAAGCAUAUUUCUUGUUUUUUUGUUGGAAUGGAUAGAAAUGAUACUGUAACAAUAUUAGAGGCGUGCGAUAUAGAAACAAAAACUGGGAUCACGAAUCUUAUCGAUAAAUGCCUUCUUAGUAUUGGAUGGUAUAAUGAAAUGACGAUGCAUCAGUUGGUUCAAGAGAUGGGAAGAUUUGUGGUACGUGAAGAAUCACUUAACCGUCCAUGGGAACGAAGUCGAUUAUGGGGUCAUGAGUCCUUUAGAGUGUUAAAACAAGAAAAGAGUACGAAAAAUGUUCUAGGCCUCACCCUUGACAUGAAAAUUCUUGAGAACAAGAAGAUACGUGGAUCACUUGAGUUGAAAACGGAUGCAUUAACUAUCCACAGCGACUUCAUAAGCGACUCAAGAAAUUGAUUGGAUCAUGCUCGGAUGAUAAAAGGUUGCUUGGAUCGUUGAAGAUUCUUAAUUUAAGUUUCUGUGAACAACUUCGCAGUCUUGGUGGCUUUGACCACCUCCCUAAACUAGAGAGGUUAAUACUUAAUGGUUGCACCAGUUUGCUUGAGGUUUGUGAGUCAAUUGAGGUAUGUGCUGAACUUGUCCAUGCUGAUCUAAGCUACUGCAACAAGCUUGGAAAACUUCCAAGAAUCAUAGGCAUGUUAAAGAAGGUUAAAACAUUGUUGCUAGAAGGAUGUGGUCUUGGUGAAUCUCGAAUCAAGGAUAACAAUAUUGGCAUAAACUCAAUAACGUCUUCCUCCACCAUAGUGGGGGCUAUGCCAAGUUAUUCAAAGUUCUUUGCAAUUUCGUUACCAAGAUAUUUAGUAAGCCUGUCACUUGAGAAUAAUAAUUUGUCCACUGAAUCUUUUCCCGUGGACUUCAGUUGCCUAACCAUGUUAAAGGAGUUACAUCUAGAUGAAAAUCCUAUUGUUUCCCUGCCCUUUUGUGUGAGAAGCCUUCCUAGGCUUCAGAUACUUGGCAUGUCAAAUUGUAAUAUGCUGACAACAAUAGAGAAUCCUCCUCCUACAUUAAAGUAUCUAAGUCUAUAUUUUGGCUCUAGUUGUAAUCGUUUGCUACGAAAAGUUGUAUUUGAUCCACAAAUGUCCCCACUCAUGUUCAUAUUCGGCUCCGAGAUGUUUUCAACUUCGUCUUUUGAAUUUGAAGGCAUUGUCAAAAUCCAACCAAUGGCAGAUGUUGAGGAAAAGGUAUUACAUUGUUUGGGGUGGACUAACCUAGACCUCCUUAUUGGAAUGCGCGUGGGAGCUUAUCUUGAUGAUAGAAGAGAGGAAUCUGAAAUCCAGAUGUAUUAUGAAUUUGGAAUAUUCAGCACAAUUUAUUGGGGUAAAGAGAUGCCGAAUUGGAUUACAGAUAGAAGCAUGGGGUCAUCGAUAUCAUUUACCAUCCCAUCAUCUCCAAAAAAUCUCACAGGAUUAAAUUGCUGCUGUAUGGUGACAUCUCCAUUUACCGAUGAUGUUCAUCUUGAGGUGCCAUUGAUGAAAAUUACUAAUAUAACAAAGAAUCUCACCUGGAUAUACCAACAUUAUGUUGGCAGUGUACUUGAUGUCGGUGGAAAGAGUUUGAUGUUGUUAAGCCAUUGGAUGUUUGGGAUGAAUGAGAUGGAAUGUGGUGAUCACGUUACUAUUACUGUUACCAUUAGGGAGAAUCCAGAUGUUAUUGGUAAUGCAGUUGCUAAGGAGUGUGGGGUGAGUUUUGUUUAUGAUAAUGAAAGUAAGGAUGUAGAAGAAGAUGCAUUGGGUUAUUACAAGUCAUGGAAUCACAUCAUUGGUGGAGAUCUCACUGCAUUUCAAACAACAACAGGAGAAUACAUCUUAAGCAAAUGGCGAAUUCUAGCUCCAUACAUGGAUCUGGGUAUGUGUGGAGAUGGAACCCUCUUUAAAGAUGAGCAAGUGCACUUUAGAGCUCUCUCUCAAAGGAAGUCUAACGUAGUGGAGGAUGGCCCUUAAGGUGGCAGUGAAGGCUACGCUUUGUCACUCGAAAGACGUACACUUUUGGUUCACCGACCUUUGCUCAUAUCUACAGCUCUGCUAUUCUAAGCAAGUAUUUUUUUAGGUGUGCAUUUUUGUCAUGUAAUGAGAAUGAAGGUGCUUUUUGUUUUAGUGUUUUGCUGUCCCAAAGAGUUGGAUCUUCCAAGUUUUCAUGCUCAAAAGCUAUAUAAUACUGGGUUUGAUGUAUUCUGUUUAUACAUAUUUAU